Molecule: messenger RNA, 2491 nt
Organism: Pisolithus orientalis
Lineage: Eukaryota; Fungi; Basidiomycota; Agaricomycetes; Boletales; Pisolithaceae
Exons: 2
Coding region: 240-2138 (632 amino acids)
Source: RefSeq, a predicted model, not a curated record
UAACUUCUGUCACACGUGUGACACAGAGUAUCCCGGCGUGGGAAGCGUUGCUCUGAGAACCGAAUCAGUAGUGCUGACCCGGCAUACCCAGCCCUCGUCGUCCAGCAUCGUCUCAACCCUUUACCGACGGGGCUGCUUGCGGACGACAGCGCUCUCGCUGACCACUUCAAACGUAUAUCAUCAAAUCACACACUCCUUUGCCUUUUUUCUUCUCUGUUUAUCAACGGUAUCAACCCAUCAUGCACGUGGAUCUGCUUCCAAGGCAGUGUGUUUCAUGCCCGGCACAACCACCAGCCUGUACUUGUUCUGCCCAACAGAGUUGCAUUCUAAUAAGCCAGUCGUGCAACGCAUGUCCCACCUUCACUUGCCGCGCAAGUGCGUCAACAAGCGCCAGUGGAAGCAGCGAUAGCGGCAUAAGUGCAGGUGUCCUUGCUGGUGCGAUUGUUGCCGUGCUCCUCACUCUCGUUGGCGCUCUUUUGGUAUUUUUCCUAUAUCGUCGUCGUCAGCGUGCUCGCCGCACUGGCAACACAGCGGUACAAUCCAAACCAGACGUGCCAGCACCGGCGGCAGCAGUCCUUAAUCGACCGGAUCCGAUUGAGAAGUCGCCUUGCAAGCCUGAGGCCGAUCGUCCGCAGUCCCCUGUCGCAAGCGUUAUCGACGUUUCCCCGCAGUCUGUACACGCUUCUGGGAACUGUGAAAAUCACCCCGCACCCGAGAGACAUCCCUCCGCCAAUCCUUUCGACGACGUUCAGUCUAUACAAACUGUCACCACACAUACCAACGGUACCAAUGUCAUACCCAUCGCCCUCGCUCCAUCUGUAUCUACCUCCGGUGCUCCCCGGUCUGAGUCGGGGAUCUUGGCACCAUCAUCACCAGUUCGUCCUGCACGCCCUUCUGACCUCUCGCUGGAUGGUUCCCAAUCUCCCGAAUCCUUGCGCGAGCCUUCCCCCCGGUACGCUCAGUCCCAGCGCUCUGGUUCUUCCCACGUGUCGUGUAUGUCUGGCGCAAGUUAUUCGAGCGAGCUCUUAAAUGAAGCUCCGAUGAUCGUGACGCAGGGGCAGGGUGCCGUUCGGCAAGUUCUCGGUAAAGUCAAGGCAGAGGUUAUACAGACAUCGGGUCCCUCUACACCUACUUCCCUGGAUAGUUUGAAACCGCCAUCCGCCGCCUCGCGGCCAUCUAUCCGUUCACCCUUGGCAGCGACUUCUUUUGGUCCUGCUGACGUCGUCGAAGAGGCUGAGGAGGACAACGAAGCGAACCGUAGCGAUCCCUUCGACGAUCACCACCAUCCUAUUUCUCGGGGACCGUUGGAAAUUUCUAACAAAUCUCGACCUGCAAGUGGGAUUUCCCUGGAAGCUCCCAAUCUACCCUGGGCCAAGAGAGAUACGUCAAGUCGUCCGGAUAGCGUGAGCACUCAAUCAGGAUCUAUUGUCGACAUUAGCAGUGCCACUAGAGUGAACGUCGGUCUUGCGGGUAGGCUUGACCAAAAAUCACCCUAUAGGACUACUAUGGGAAAACUAGUUUCCUCUGGUUCCGUUCCAACUACUGGACAAUCUGCAUCUUUGGAUCAGCAGCAACAGAUGGCUUUGGCACACGCUCAAGCUCAAGCUCGUGCUCAUGGUCUCGAAAAGGCCAGAAGGGUGUCCGGAACCUCGGUCGUAUCAACAACUUCUACACGCGCGGAUUCAAUCCUAGAGUCUUUUCCUUUUGUUCCUCCUUCCCCUAUUGCUUCUCGCCCCGUUCGGUCGCCGCCUCGUUCGCCUCUCUAUCAACAAGCUUCCAGUGCAACUGCACAGUCGGAAGUGCCACCGCCAGUACCAGCGUCCUCUCUUACCAUCUCACAGCCGUCUGCUGCCGUUGAGGAGCACGAAUCUACGUUACUUCCUCUGACACCACCACCAAGUCGUCGCAUGCUGGGGAUGUCCACUGCUUCAGAACUAUCCACGGCUUCAUCUGGGCUAGGGAACUUUCCAUUCCAGAUUGACCAUGGAGGUACGGAAGGCAGCAUGCCUUCGUCAAACUUGCAGGAGCGCCAGCGGGCUAGUCUGGAUACACUAGCCCUUAUGAGUGACUUAUCCUCGUAUCCGCUGGGUUAUGACAGAGACGAACACGAGAGUCUGCCUCCUUUGCCCAAGCCCUGAGUGCUAUGCAACCAGCGCCGCAAGGUGGCUGCCUCGUUUGGCUGGUCUGACGGGGGCCAUUGCGUGCGUACGUCCUACUGUAUUCUCCCCGCUUGAACAUUUCUUCAAUCUAUCUCACGUGCUAAUGUUACCUUGACUGAGUACAACCUUGCGUCUAGAACAGCUACUUCGUCGCACCUGCGCCGAACUACCCUUUUUUUUAUACUUUUCUUUGUUCCGGGCCAAUGUUUUGGGGGGUAUACUCGCUCUAUUUAUUCGUAUGUUUGUGCCUUUCAGAAAGAUUCGAAUCGCUGUGUUUAAGUUGAACGCAUGAGGUACAGUGAAUCAUGAAUUUUGCUGGCUUGCUACGAUUG